CAUGACAGUUACUGUUUCUUUUGGUUUGCCUUUUGCAUUGUUUUCUCAAACGAAAAUUGUGUAUAAUUGUUGGCUGAAAUCAAGUUAAAACCAUCAGAAUGGUUGAAACCCGAGACGAAAUCUGUCAACUGAUGGACAAACUACUUCUACACUCAUUGGAACUGAUAGAACAAGAGGUUGAGUUGAAAACCAAAAUCGAAGCAAUCACAAACGAAGGUCGGCUGGAUUUGGCUCAAACUCGUUAUCACAAGUCCCAACACUCCGUAUCGUCUGUCCAGCUACCAACCGAGGACUAUAAGCCGUUCAAGGCACUAAAUUCGUUAACAGAGGAUCAGGAUGAACUAGGCAACACCAAACUACAGCUGGAGAGUCACGAAGUCGAUAAGGAGUCUGACUAUAUUGACCCGAUUCGUUGGUUCGGAAUAUUGAUUCCAUCGACGCUGCAGAAUGCACGUAAAAAGUUUACCCGAUCGCUGGAUUAUGUUGUGGAGUGUGCUAAUGUUCAAAUACAAUUGAAAAAUACGCUGAUAAAUUAUGCUAAGUUGAAUAAAAUGAAGUCGGAAUUAUAGUA
Messenger RNA from Malaya genurostris, 571 nucleotides. Its product is annotated as coiled-coil domain-containing protein 115-like. The record is from RefSeq and is a predicted model, not a curated record. Gene Ontology annotation, biological process: vacuolar proton-transporting V-type ATPase complex assembly. Gene Ontology annotation, cellular component: extrinsic component of endoplasmic reticulum membrane. Lineage: Eukaryota; Metazoa; Arthropoda; Insecta; Diptera; Culicidae. Bases 99 to 569 code for a protein of 156 amino acids. The transcript has a single exon.